GAGAGCCAGGAGUGUAGCCCACUCGCUCCAAGAGGGGAUGGCAGAGCUCGGCUUCCUCUGCUUGGAUCGCCUGCCGCUGAACUUUCCUGCCGGGAUUUAAAUUUUCCCCAUCUCCCCACCACAGCCUUUCUCCCUUUCAACACACACCCUUUUGCUGGAGGGAGAGAGGAAAAGACUGCGUGGCGCUUCCAAGCUGCCGUGUCAGGAAUGAAAUGAAUUUUUUAAAAAUGACAACUUUGCAACAAAGUGGGCUGUCUGCUGUCUACUGUCUGCCGGCGAUGUGAAUGAAGAUGAGUAGCGACUUGCAGCGAGCAUGACAUCACUUGCCAACGUCAUUGCUUCCCAGCAGUCAGAGUGGGUCUCCUUCAACGAUGGGCUGCUGCUACCGGCUGCCUCCCAGGGCCAAACUGGAGAACCUCUUGAAAGGUUUCUGUCCUCCUCUGAUACUUCUUCCGAAGGCAUCCAAAACCUGGAUGGAGAAUUUCAGACACUUGCACAUGCUGAGCUGGGAGAUGGAAUGGACAAAACUGCUGCAGACUCUGUGUCCGUAUGUUUGCUUGAAAACCACCCAUCUCCAAAGCCUGAUCUGUCUUCAUCAUUCAGCACGUGGGUCCAGUUUGAAGAUGCACCCUGGCCUAGCACGUCACCAGAGAAUGCGCAUACAGCCUUCUCUCCAAGAACAUUCUGCUGGACGUGUCCCUCUUCGGGAUCUUCUGAGAGAAGGCCUCUCACGUCAGACAACAGUUGGACAACUACUUCUGAGAACACCAGCAGCCCCAGUUUCACACCUUCCUAUACUGACCUGCAAUCCAUAAACACUGAAGACCUGACUAGUGGCAGAGCAUCUGCAGCAGACUCAACCGACAAUUCCUCAUCCCUUCUCGAAGAUGAAGAGCUAGGCAUGGAGGCCACCAGCUGGCAGCUGAAUAGCACAUCUGUAAACGGCCAUAGUGAAACCCCAACAACAGCUCGUUUCCCCAGCUGGGUGACUUUUGAUGACAAUGAAGUCAGCUGCAAUUCUCCAUCAACUUUAUCCCCCGUAAAAGCAGAUUCCCCACCAUUAGUAGCAACUGCAGCAGCAGCAGUCGCAACAGCACAGAUCACAGAUGUGAACUCUCUUACCCUCUCCUCUUCCUUUAAGAAAAGGGAACGCCCCAGAAGUGCAUUGGCUGACCUCCCUAAAAUUCAGAAACUAGACCUUUCCUCAAUAACCAGCUUGCCUUCGUUUAGUGGGACACCCCCUUGGAGUGCUACUAACCCUUUCCUUGACGAAUCCCUGAGGGAUGUCCAGCCUUCACCUAUCAACCCGUUCAGCUCUUUCUUUGAAGAACGGGACAGGCAUUCUCAAACCUCUCCCAUUUCUGGUAGAAACCAGAGAGACUCCCUCAUUAUCCUCCACCAGGAGCCUGACUGCAUCAGCUUUAAUGAGCCAAGUAAACACCUCAGGCACAGAGAUGCUGUUGAGCAGCUCAAGCAACUCCAGAUUGGGGACCCAGAUCAGCUGAGCAGUCCUACUCUGCCCGAUGACGACCCCACAGUGCCAACUGAGCUAUACAGCACCGUGUCCUUUCUGGGGCCACCUCCGCGAAAAGAUGGCUGGCCAAUGAUGCUGAGGAUACCGGAAAAGAAGAAUAUCAUGUCAUCUAGGCACUGGGGGCCGAUUUACGUCAAGCUGACCGAGAGCAGGUACUUGCAGCUCUUUUACGAGAAGGGAUUGGAAAAGCCUUUCAAGGAAUUCAAGCUUGACAUCAGCCACGAGAUUUCAGAACCCAAACUCCAGAAUUAUGAUGAGAAUGGGAGGAUACACAGUGUGAGGAUAGAUCGCAUCACCUACAAGGAAAAGAGGAAGUACCAGCCAAAGCCUGCUGUCUCUCACAUAGCAGAGAGGGAGCAGGUUAUCGAGCUGGGUACCACCAGCUAUGAAGACUUCCUCAGCUUCAUCAGGGCGGUCCAGGAUACACUAAUGGAUUUGCCUGCCUCAUCAACAGACCUGAGCACAGUGGGAUUAAACUACCAAGAGGAGGAAAUCACUGUGGAUGUGAAGGACGAGUUCUAUGGCACCUUGGCCAAAAGAGACAAUAGGAUUUUGCAGCACAAUGUGUUGACCCGAGUGCACGUUCUCACUUUCCUUUCUGGCCUGGCGGAAUGCAGGCUGGGUCUCAACGAUGUCCUUGUCAAAGGGAACGAAAUCGUCUCGCGGCAGGACAUCAUGCCCACUACCACCACCAAGUGGAUUAAGCUGUACGAUUGCCAGUUCCACUCCUGCGUGGAGGAGGAAGCGUUCGCCAGCGCCCGCGUCAUUCAGUUUAACCCCUUGGACGCCUGCAGGUUUGAACUGAUGCGCUUCAGAAGCGUGUUCUCCGAGAAGACAUUGCCUUUCACCUUGAGGGUUGCAGCUAGCAUCAAUGGCGCCGAGGUGGAGCUCCAGAGCUGGCUGAUGAUGUCUCCGGGGUUCUCCUCCAACAGAGACCCUCUCACUCAGGUCCCCUGUGAAAAUGUGAUGGUCCGCUACCCAGUGCCACAGGAGUGGGUGAAAAACUUCCGCAGAGAUAGUGUCCUCGGGGAAAAGUCUUUGAAAGCAAAGGUGAACAAAAGUGCCAGCUUUGGAUCCACCAGUGUGUCCGGUUCUGAGCCAGUAAUGAGAGUAACACUAGGAACUGCCAAAUACGAGCAUGCCUUUAAUUCCAUCGUGUGGAGGAUAAAUCGGCUGCCCGACAAAAACUCUGCUUCUGGUCACCCACACUGCUUCUUCUGCCACCUGGAGCUUGGCUCAGACCGGGAAGUGCCUUCUAACUUUGUCCGCUAUGUGGAUGUGGAGUUUGACAUGCCAACCACUUCAGCAUCCAAAGCCACCAUCCGGUCCAUCUCUGUGGAAGGCAAGACAGAUGUCAGGAAGUGGGUCAACUAUUCAGCACAUUACAGUUAUAAGGUGGAGAUAGAGCAGAAGAAGAACUUGAAUCCAGAUGUGAUGGAAGAACACACCGAUAACCCCAAGGACUGUGCUGUGCAGUGAAAGGAUAGGUCCACCUGCAGUUGGAACAGAAUCAACAGGCCUUGAAGAAGAGAGAACAGCAUGUCGCUCCUGCUGUAGGAAAAGCCGGAAAGAAUCUGGAGCACCGUAGGGUUUCCUUGUCCUCUAUGUCUAUACUUAGAGAGGAACCUAUUUUGGGAUUUGUUUACAGCAGACUGGUGGCUUUGGUAGAAGCACACUAAGCAUAUAGUAUAUAGGCUUACAACUCAUUCAAGCCUGCCUUCAUCCCUGACACUAAUCUUCUUACAGUGAUAUAAUGGUAUUUUUUUUCAACUCAAAGAAAAGGUGUAACUCUAGUUUUAUUGAAGUCUCCCCCCCCCUCCACUGUGUGCUUGAAAUUACCUGAACUCUUGCAAUUCAGUCCUCAGAAGAGCUCUUCCAGGUACUCUGCUGAAGCACUGAGGGGGAGGAAGGAAUGAGAGAUGCACCACAGCAUCCCUUGGGUUUUCUGUCAUGUCCAUGACACUUAGUGAAACAUUUUAACAGCUUUUCUUCUCCACCAGUGUAGACGGAACCGCUGGGAAUUCCACUGGGUAAAGGACAAGUGGAUUGACCUUCCCUUCUUAUCAUCUCCAAGGCAGAACAUUUAAAAAUUGCACAUUUCCUUGGAUUUUGGUGGCCAGAAAGCUUCCUUUAUUCACUUAGACUGACAGCGGGGCCAGGAGUAUUCUUUAGACUUGACAUAGUUAUAGCUGCCAGUAGAGGGGACUAGGAUAAUAUUUGAUCAGUCUUGACUGGGAGGAUACUGGAAGGAAAUAAUUUCAUUUAAAUUAAUGGUCAAGUGGACUGGUUACUUCUCUGACAGAUGACAAUUUAUAUUCUUGAUAGGAAUAGGGAAAGGAGGUGCUCUGUUAUUUUUUGUAGAUGUUGACAAUGCUGCUUUCAUGUUCUGUCCCAAAACCUACACCUUAUUUUAGAAAGACUGCAGUGCCACAGUUGUGUGUGAUAUUCUUACUUUAUAAUGUACUGGCAUAAUGGCAUAGCAGUCCUUGUUGUCAGUACUCUUUGAAUUCUCUGUCUACAAUAGUCUCACACAAGUGCAAAAAUUAACAAAAUCCACCCCACGUGAUUGUAAAGAUAAUCUUGAAAAUGUCUGGAUAUACCUGAGCAGAAUGUUCAAGGGUCAGGUGGUAAAUGGAGUUGGAAAGCAGCAUGGGACUUCAGCACAGAGGCAUUAUCAUGCUUUUGGGUCGUUCAGAUCCAUUUGUUGUGUGUGCGACAACUGGUACACAAAUAUCCAACCAUCCCUCUUUUUUCACCCACAAUAUUCAUUGCUAUUCCACCUGUGGGUAGAGCUUAACAGAAUAUAUGCCAGGUGGGAGAGUUUUAUCCCUCCCAAUCACUCCUCCACCACCUUUUUACAUUGUGAAAAUGUGAACAGGUAUUUCUGUACCUGUGCACAUGCACCUUAAAACAACAACAACAACAACAACCCAAUAAUUCCACAAGAGCUCAAGGUCAAACAUUGUCAACAUGCUUCACAAUGGGCAAAAUGGAGGAUAGUGUAUUGGCAUGGACAUGUGAUGCUGUAGUACAAACAACUAAUUUAUCUAGAUUACAGGUGAGGAAUCCUCAGUUCCCCCUCACCCCAGCAGGCUACUUUGGCAGGUCAAUCACCGGACAAUCACCGGACAUCACUUUGGUCCUCUCCAAUCCUUUGAGUUUCACCCCCUGUGCAGAAGUGAAUUCCAAGAACAUUCAAAACAACAUGAUAGAAAACCCCAAACCCUGAGAAGAUACAAAUCCAAAGAAACACUACCAUGCUGCCCUUCACUUCUGCCCUAAGUCUGGUUUAUACAUGCAUUUUCAUUACUGGGUGAGAGUAAUGAAAGGAUAUAUUUUGUGUUCUAAUGGGCAUCACAGAGAGAACUUUCAUGUCACAUCACCUGUAAGUUAAUAGCCAAGACCCAACUCUAUACAUGUGGAGCUGUUUUUUGAAAUGCAGUAGACAUCCUAUCGUCCCUUUGGAGGGGAAGUGGAAACAGAGAGGUACUAAAUCCAGCCUUCUUCCUUUCCCUUCCCAACAGGUGACAGGUAAGAUUACUGUUUGUUGAAGAGGAAUGUGUUAUGCGUAGCUCAAUCAUGGAGAGGAAUCACAUCUACAGCACCUGGUGGUGGAUGAGGUUCCUCAUCUAGAUGAGAGAAUAUAUAUCCAUCCUAACUAGAUCUUGAGCAAAAGCUUUGCAGUGGAGUCCACUUCCAUAUGCAGGUGGCAGUCAUCAGGUAUAAAGUACUGUAAUCAAAUGAACAUACAUGAGCUAAAUAAAAAAAAAUCCUUCCAGUAGCACCUUAGGGGGGUUUUUUUGUUUUGUUUUGACUACGGCAGACCGACACUGCUACCUAUCUGUAACUAGAAAUAUGUGAACUAGACCCACUUCAAAGCUGAUCCUCCAGAGGAUGCUAAAGCUUGGACCUUGCUGUUUCAUAGCAGUCUCUGAAAAUACUUCUCUGCGUGUCCUGCAUGGGUUUUGCUCAGGCAUCUGGGUGGCCACUGUGAGAAUAGGAUGCUGGGCUAAGAUGGGCCAGUGCCCUGAUCCAGCAGGCUCUUAUGUUCCUAAAUAUGCUACAAAUGCAUCAGGUACAUAUAAGAACAUGUACAGCUGAUCUUAGAGCUGUAAGAACAAAGUCAGCUGAUCUUAAAGGUAAAAGUACCCCUGACCAUUAGGUCCAGUUGCAGACGACUCUGGGGUUGCAGCGCUCAUCUCACUUUACUGGCCGAGGGAGCCAGCAUACAGCUUCCGGGUCAUGUGGCCAGCAUGACUAAGCCACUUCUGGCAAACCAAAGCAGUGCACAGAAACGCCAUUUACCUUCCCGCCGGAGUGGUACCUAUUUAUCGACAGUACUUGCACUUUGACGUGCUUUUGAACUGCUAGGUGGGCAGGAGCUGGGACCGAGCAACGGGAGCUCACCCCAUCAUGGGGAUUCAAACCGCCGACCUUUUGAUCGGCAAGCCCUAGGCUCAGUGGUUUAGGCCGCAGCACCACCUGCGUCCUGCUCAGCUGAUCUUAGAGAAAGCAAUUGGGCAGAGCAGGAUGGAUAAGGGUGAAGGUAUCUCUUAGAUGUUUGGAGUCCAAAGGUAUUAGGUUUCUAAAGGUAACAAUCAGUAUCUUGUGAAUUGUGCCGGUUUCCAUUCACACCCUAAGGCUUCUAAUUCAACAUGUCCCGUGCAUCCAGUUCCAUUCAGGAGAUGUCAUUAUGUAGAAUGCACUGCAGCCCUUAGGCUUACAAGGCCAUUUGUGAUGGUUAGCAGGUGUUAAUUCAAAGCUGGGUAGUAUAAGACCCAGAAACACCUUCUAGAAUAGAGAAUGAACAGGAGACAAGGCUAAAGUUCUGAGCAGAAGAGGCUGGGACAUCAUUGAUGUUUAUGUCCUCACAAGUAUCACAGCUGGCUUAUAUCUGCCUUGGUAGAUUUGCCUUCAAUUAACUUGCCAAUAUCCUGCCCACUGUUCCGAGAAGUUACAUAGCAUAUAAUACCAUUUGGCUUUAGUCCUUCUUCUGUGGUAUUGUCAACUGUGCAGGGACUGAUAGAAUACCCUGCUAAUUUAUUGUGGAAAGAAACUGUGUCUCUUUGCUAUAAAAAGGGCUUUGUGUUGCGUUCAGCCUGCUCUUUGCUGCCUCCAUCCAGACGGAUUGUUCAUAACCUCUUGCACUAUUGUGAUUGAGUGGGUUGUUUUUUGUUUUGUUUUUACAUAUUUUGUAACAGGUUUCUACCUUUUGAUGUUGUACUAUGAGAGAGUCUACACACUGGUUGAUACUUUAGACAUUUUGUUGUCCCCCCCCCCAAAAAACUUCUCUGAGAAAUGUUAUUUUGAGUUUCAUUGUGGGAGGAACUGUUGAAUAAAAGCAAAUGAAAUGCUA
Zootoca vivipara (common lizard) is the source of this 6890-nucleotide messenger RNA. It is a transcript of the gene STON2, whose product is annotated as stonin 2. Gene Ontology annotation, biological process: endocytosis; regulation of endocytosis. The record is from RefSeq and is a predicted model, not a curated record. Lineage: Eukaryota; Metazoa; Chordata; Lepidosauria; Squamata; Lacertidae.